AUGCCUGACUCAUCAACCUCCCCGCGUUCACCCUCAGUACUAUCUGAGCGUCGGAAUUGGAGGAGGCUAUCAGGCUUAUCCACGUCCUCGAGCGCCCGACAACCAGCCAACGGUCACUCCACCGCAAUCACAGAAGAAAUCAGCGAGAUCAAACGAUAUGAGGAUUUCACAACUAUCGACUGGGUUCAGGAUGCGGUGCACGAGCAAGCGCGACGGAGAGCAAAGCGGCGAAAUGGGUUUGGUUUCUGGGAUCAAGAAGGCGCUUUUGGGUGGAGACGCAAAGUGCGCGAGUCCUACGAUGCUGGGCAAGCUUGGCUAGUUAUCACGAUUGUUGGCGCCGUGAUUGGGUUUAUCUCGGCCUUCUUAAACAUAAUCACCGAGUGGUUGUCGGAUAUCAAGCUCGGCCAUUGUACGACAGCAUUCUACCUCAAUGAAUCAUUCUGUUGCUGGGGCGCGGAGGGAGGUUGUCCCGAAUGGAAGACGUGGACUUCUUGGUGGCUCUUGAAUUAUGUCAUUUAUAUCUGCUAUGCGAUGCUAUUUGCCUUGAUUGCUGCGAGUCUAGUCAAAUCGUUCGCCCCCUAUGCCGCUGGUUCCGGUAUCUCCGAAAUAAAAUGCAUUAUAGCUGGUUUUGUUAUGAAAGGCUUCUUGGGUGCAUGGACUCUUUUGAUAAAGUCCAUUGCGUUGCCGUUGGCCAUCGCCUCCGGCCUCUCUGUGGGUAAAGAGGGUCCUAGUGUCCACUUUGCCGUUUGUGCGGGGAAUGUCAUCUCGCGGCUUUUCAGCAAAUAUAAACAGAGUGCGUCAAAGACUAGAGAGGUCUUGACAGCCACAGCCGCGGCUGGCGUGGCUGUCGCAUUCGGCAGUCCCAUUGGAGGAGUGCUUUUUUCCCUCGAGGCGAUGAAUCCCUUCAGGACUGGACAGCUGGUUAUGUUCCAGGUGCAAUACGACCGUACUUGGCAUUUUUUUGAGUUGAUAUUCUUCGUUUUCCUUGGUGUGUUUGGCGGAUUAUACGGGGCCUUUGUGAUCAAGUGGAACCUUAGAGUCCAAGCAUUCCGCAAGAAAUACCUCUCGCAACAUGCUGUUAUGGAAUCGGUUAUCCUUGCUGCGCUGACGGCGGUACUAUGCUAUCCCAACAUGUUCUUGAAGAUUAACAUGACAGAGAUGAUGGAGAUCCUGUUCCGGGAAUGUGAAGGCGGUCAUGACUACCAUGGCCUUUGCGAGUCCAAAAACCGGUGGCCUUUGGUCGGGUCGCUUGCUAUCGCGACGAUUCUCCGCAUAUUUCUGGUCAUCAUAUCCUAUGGUUGCAAAGUACCUGCGGGAAUUUUUGUACCAUCCAUGGCGAUCGGAGCAUCGUUUGGCCGUCUGGUUGGGGUCCUUGUCCAGGCGUUGCACGAACGGUUCCCUGAAUCGGCGUUCUUCGCGGCCUGUGAACCGGAUGUGCCAUGUAUUACUCCAGGAACCUAUGCCUUCUUGGGCGCAGGGGCAGCCCUGAGUGGUAUCAUGCAUUUGACCAUCUCAGUCACGGUCAUCAUGUUUGAAUUGACCGGAGCUUUGACUUAUAUUCUCCCCACCAUGAUCGUGGUAGGAGUCACAAAAGCCGUUAGUAGCCGCUUUGGAAAUGGUGGUAUCGCGGACCGAAUGAUCUGGUCCAAUGGCUUUCCUUUCCUCGAUAACAAGGAAGACCAUGUCUUCAACGUCCCUGUGUCGCACGCGAUGACGGCCGAUCCUGUCACGCUUCCUGCAUCCGAUUUUCCUGUGCGUGAAGCAGAGCAUCUUCUGAGCGAUAAUAAAUUCCAAGGCUUCCCUAUAGUCGACAACCGAACGAAUAAGACACUUGUCGGAUACAUUGGCCGCACGGAACUACGGUACGCCAUUGACCGUGCUAGAGCGGAAGGCAUACUCGCCCCCAAUGCCCGAUGUGUGUUCACCAAAGAAGCUGCUGAAGCUUCAGUAGCACGCAGAGCAUCUUCUUCAUCACCACAUCACUUAGCUCCUGAUACAUUUGAUGCCAUCCAACAGAGCGUCGGCUCCAGCUUCAUAGACUUCAGCAGAUACGCGGACCACACACCGCUAACAGUGCAUCCGCGCCUGCCCCUGGAGACUGUGAUCGAAAUCUUCAAGAAGAUUGGACCGCGCGUCAUCCUCGUGGAGCACCGCGGCCGCUUAACCGGCCUCGUCACUGUCAAAGAUUGUCUGAAGUACCAGUUCAAAGUCGAAGCCCAGGAACACGCACUUGCUGCGACCCAGGCUUCAGAAGGCCCACUGGGAGACCAGACAAGUGCCCGAUCUGGCGACACGCUGGAGGAGCGGGUGUGGAACUUGAUACAACGAGUCGGCUCCAAAUUGCCCCGUUGGCGGCCAGCGGGUCGCGUCGCUUUGUCUGACCACCAGGAAGGAAGGGGCAUCUCCAGCGGCACUGAUGACGAAAACGAUAGACUGAUGGAACUAGAAGAACGGCCAUAG
Aspergillus nomiae NRRL 13137 is the source of this 2460-nucleotide messenger RNA. RefSeq names its product chloride channel protein. Gene Ontology annotation, biological process: chloride transport; intracellular iron ion homeostasis; transmembrane transport. Lineage: Eukaryota; Fungi; Ascomycota; Eurotiomycetes; Eurotiales; Aspergillaceae. The record is from RefSeq and is a predicted model, not a curated record. The transcript is spliced from 6 exons. Gene Ontology annotation, molecular function: voltage-gated chloride channel activity. Gene Ontology annotation, cellular component: Golgi apparatus; fungal-type vacuole; early endosome. The coding region runs from base 1 to 2460 and encodes 819 amino acids.